AUGGCGUCUGCAGUGCUGAAGGUUGCAGGUUGGUGUGGAUUAGUAUUUAGGCGUCAAACACAUACUGAUAUCGUGACAGGUCUUUCCAGAUUUUCUCGUCUCACAGUCCUGAGGACGCAUUCAACAACAGCAACCCUCCAUCAGGGCCUUCCCGGGUCACUCUGGAAGCUUGGGAGGCUGAACCACAUUGCCAUCGCUGUCCCUGACAUGGAGAAGGCCACGGCUCUGUAUCGGGACGUCCUGGGGGCCACAGUGAGUGACAAGGUGCCCUUGCCCGAGCACGGCGUCUACACGGUUUUUGUGGAGCUCGGCAACACUAAACUGGAGCUGCUCCAUCCUCUGGGGGAGAAGAGCCCAAUUGCUGGCUUCCUACAGAAGAACAAGUCUGGAGGCAUGCACCACAUUUGUAUUGAGGUAGACAACAUUAACGCUGCAAUAGCGGACCUGAAAGCGAAGAACAUCAGAACUCUGUCAGCAGAACCCCGGAUAGGUGCUCACGGGAAACCAGUGAUGUUCCUCCAUCCUAAAGACUGUGACGGUGUGCUGGUGGAGCUUGAAGAAGCGUAAACACAUCAGUCUGUAGCAGGGAAUGUGGGAGCUGUUAAUUCACAUUUAUAUAAUCCAGAGUCAGUUUGCUAACAAAUGUUGAUUUUGUAAUAUUGUUCUUUAUAGAACUUUUGAUCUCAAGGUGCCUCAAAGUUGUUCUUCCAGUUCUGUUCUUUACUUUCCUUUUUUGUUGGGAAUAAAUUAUAGUGUGGUGUUCA
This is a messenger RNA of Anoplopoma fimbria (sablefish), 764 nucleotides long. It is a transcript of the gene mcee, whose product is annotated as methylmalonyl CoA epimerase. Gene Ontology annotation, cellular component: mitochondrion. Gene Ontology annotation, molecular function: methylmalonyl-CoA epimerase activity. Lineage: Eukaryota; Metazoa; Chordata; Actinopteri; Perciformes; Anoplopomatidae. The transcript is spliced from 3 exons. Gene Ontology annotation, biological process: L-methylmalonyl-CoA metabolic process. The coding region runs from base 1 to 567 and encodes 188 amino acids. The record is from RefSeq and is a predicted model, not a curated record.